GGUAUAAGGCAUUUUGAUUGAAAGAAAAAAAAUAAGAGCAGACACAGUGAGAUCACGACAACCCGACGAUUACAUCGUUUAAUGGCGGCCAUAGCUCGCCUUCCACUAACACAUUCUCUUCCAACGAUCCUAAACCAUACGCGCUUACUACCUCAACGUCGUCUCUCCUUUCCUACUUAUCUCAAUCGCUCUCCCUUUCGCUCCUUCUCGGCCGUCUCCUCGGGGAGUGAUUCUAAUGCUUCUAUUGUCGGAGAUCUUCUUGAUUAUCUUAACGAAUCAUGGACUCAGUUUCACGCCACUGCUGAGGCAAAGAGACAGCUUUUGGCUGCUGGGUUCCAUCUCCUUAGCGAGAACGAAGACUGGAAUCUGAAACCUGGUGGCCGUUACUUCUUUACUCGAAACAUGUCCUGUCUUGUUGCUUUUGCUGUCGGAGAUAAGUAUGUUCCUGGUAAUGGUUUUCAUGCAAUAGCUGCUCACACCGACAGUCCAUGUCUCAAACUCAAACCAAAGUCAGCCUCUUCCAAGUCCGGCUAUCUCAUGGUGAAUGUUCAGACUUAUGGUGGUGGUUUGUGGCACACCUGGUUUGAUCGUGACUUGAGCGUUGCGGGGAGAGCGAUUGUGAGAGCUAGCGAUGGUAACUUUGUUCACAGGCUUGUCAAAGUCAAAAGACCAUUGCUUCGAGUCCCCACGUUGGCCAUUCAUCUUGAUCGGACAGUGAACAGUGAGGGGUUCAAACCGAAUUUGGAAACUCAGCUUGUUCCGUUACUGGCAACGAAACAAGAUGAAACCUCGGCAGAAUCAAAGGACAAAAACGUAUCUCCCUUCUCCAAAGAUGCUCAUCAUCCAUUACUCAUGCAGAUUUUGUCAGAUGACUUGGAGUGUAAGCCCGAGGACAUAGUGAGUCUUGAGUUAAAUAUAUGUGACACCCAACCUAGCUGCCUUGGAGGAGCAAACAAUGAGUUCAUAUUCUCUGGAAGACUUGAUAAUCUUGCUUCAAGUUUCUGCGCCUUGAGAGCUCUCAUUGAUUCAUGUGCAUCAUCCGAAAGCCUUUCCACUGAACAUGGUAUCCGGAUGAUUGCUUUAUUUGACAACGAGGAGGUAGGUUCAGAUUCAUGUCAAGGUGCAGGGGCACCCACCAUGUUUCAAGCCAUGAGACGGAUUGUGAGUUCCCUAGGAAAUGCUCAGGUCACGGAGUGUACCUUUGACCGUGCUAUCAGAAAAUCUUUUCUUGUGUCUGCAGAUAUGGCUCAUGGAGUGCACCCCAACUUUGCAGACAAGCAUGAAGAGAACCACCGUCCUCAACUACACAAGGGUCUGGUUAUCAAGCAUAACGCAAACCAACGCUAUGCAACUAGUGGGAUCACUUCUUUUCUUUUCAAAGAAGUUGCAAAGCUCCAUGGUCUUCCUAUUCAGGACUUUGUGGUGAGAAACGAUAUGGGAUGUGGAUCAACAAUAGGACCUAUAUUGGCUUCAGGAGUCGGGAUUCGAACCGUUGAUUGUGGCAUAGCUCAGCUUUCUAUGCAUAGUGUGAGAGAGAUUUGUGGAACAGACGAUAUAGACAUAGCGUACAGACAUUUCAAGGCGUUUUACAGAUCUUUCUCAAGCGUAGAUAGGAAGCUCACGGUGGAUGAUUAGCUGCUGCUGCAGGAGUUGUUUUCGGUCUAAUGGUGUUUACUGGCGGUUUAGUGGUUUUCUUGUUAAACCAAAUUGGAAUAUAUGUUCUUUUGUUUUUGGUGAAGGUUCUGAUUUGUAAUACGUGAUUAUGUUGUAUUUUUUGCAUUAAACAAAAUUCAUGCAUUUGUUUU
This is a messenger RNA of Brassica oleracea var. oleracea, 1805 nucleotides long. RefSeq names its product probable aspartyl aminopeptidase. The record is from RefSeq and is a predicted model, not a curated record. Gene Ontology annotation, molecular function: zinc ion binding; aminopeptidase activity. The coding region runs from base 82 to 1635 and encodes 517 amino acids. The transcript is spliced from 9 exons. NCBI's taxonomy places the organism in Eukaryota, Viridiplantae, Streptophyta, Magnoliopsida, Brassicales, Brassicaceae. Gene Ontology annotation, biological process: proteolysis.